UGUUACUUGUGUGGGAUCAGAUUAUAAAUAUAAAACUUUAUUUUUUAUAUUUUUUUCAAUCAUUUAGAUCCAUUAAAGAUCCAUCAUUAGAUAUAUAAUUAGAUCUUUCAUUAGAGCCCUCAUGAUAUGUAUAUAAAAUUUAAACCCUAAUUAGAUCCCUCAUUAGAUCCUCAUUAGAUCCCUCAUUAGAUCUUCAUUAGAUCCCUCAUUAGAUCCUCAUUAGAUCCUCAUUAGAUCCCUCGUUAGAUCCUCGUUAGAUCCCUCAUUAGAUCCCUCAUUAGAUCCCUCAUUAGACCCUCAUUAGAUCCCUCAUUAGAUCCUCAUUAGAUCCCUCAUUAGAUCCUCAUUAGAUCCCGCAUUAGAUCUAUCAUUAGAUUGAUUAGAGAAGCUCAGCAGCUCCCCUGCCGCUCGUCUCGUGCACGCGCCUGACUCUCAGGAACACCCGUUACUUUUCCUCUCCGCGUUCACGUUCUUGACUGUACCACAAAGUUAUAAGAGUGAGGGGUGUCGUGCAACUCUGUGUCAGGAAACCGAACCAUUUAUUUAAGAUUUGUCUUGUCUACUCGGAAAACGUUGGAUUUAAAACGUCUAAGUAAUUAUAUAUUCUAACUCUGAGCUUUACAGAGUCUCUGUAUGAGGUGUUAAUAUGCCGUGUUGUUUUUAGUUCACCCCCCGGUCGAAGUUAAACUUUUUCUGUGGUUAGCAGAAGCUUUGCAUUUCGAUGCUGUGGCGCUUUGUGUAAUAUUCCGCUGAUAUGGGUUUAUUUUAUAUAUGUAUAUUUUUUAAUAAAUAGUAAAGACGUGUUUUUUAGUAAUGUAAAUAGUUAAGCUAGCAUUGAGCGUUUGGUUUUGUGCAAUAUUUAGCCGAAACUUGUUAACUUGGUUGUCCAGCUGGCUGGAGGUAUUUUUAAUGCUAGCUGUGCUAGUUGUUUUGGUUAUGCUAAUCAGCGGCACCGGUGCUUAUUGUUACAAUAUAAAUAAUAAUAUGUGAUGAUGUUUUACUUCUGUCUAUUUAUGUUUUGCUUUAAUACAUGCCAGUUCUGGCCGGGUGAAUAAAAUAGGACUUUUAUUAUUUAAUUUAACGGGUGUUAAACAGAGAGAGGACUUUAGUUGUGGAUGAUUGAGUGUUAGCCGUGCUAAGCUAACGGGGGUUAAAGGGAGUGCUGUGGGCGGAGAGGAUGCUCAUGUGUUCCUGUGAUAAAGUGGAAUGGAAUGCCGUCCAGGGCCGCAGAGCUGCAGGAGCGGAACAGGAGCACGGAGCCGCCGCCGUGCACUCGUCUAACGGCAGUACGGCCAGUAACUCUCCCCGCAGCACUCCGGGCAGUUCUCCGUUGUUACGGCGACGGGUGCUGGGUGGGCGGGCCAGUGAGGGCGAGGGGCAGAAUGAGCGCACCGGAGGGGGCGGAGCUGAACUGCCCACAGCCUCUUCUUCUUCCUCCUUACUUCCCACCCCUUCCUCCUCUACCUCCAACUACCCAAUCAGCUCGCGGCACUUUGCCCGCAAUGCCAAGAAAAUGCAAAGCUGGUACAAUGUUCUCAGUCCCACCUAUAAACAGAGGAACGAGGAGUUCCGUAAACUGUUCAAGAAACUUCCAGAAACUGAGCGUCUGAUUGUAGAUUAUUCGUGUGCUCUUCAGAAGGACAUCCUGCUUCAGGGACGUCUGUAUCUUUCUGAGAACUGGAUCUGCUUCUAUAGCAAUAUCUUCCGCUGGGAGACCACGAUCACACUCCUGCUGAAGGACGUCACGAGUCUGACUAAAGAGAAAACUGCGAAACUCAUUCCAAACGCCAUCCAGAUCAACACUGAGCAAGAGAAGCACUUCUUCACCUCUUUUGGAGCGAGGGAUCGCAGCUUCAUGAUGAUCUUCAGACUGUGGCAGAAUGCACUAAUGGACAAGACUCUGUCUCCCAAAGAGCUUUGGCACAUCGUACACCAGUGUUAUGGCACAGAGCUCGGGCUGACCAGCGAGGACGAUGAUUACGUCUCUCCCACCGGAGAACAUGUCAACGGCCUGCUGCUGGGUGAGGAUUCCUCCUCUGAAGUCAUGGAUCCAUCUUCAGCCUCAGUAGCUCCUGGAUCUUCUCCUCCAUCCUCGUCUUCGUCUUCCAGUCAGCCCGCGGAGGUUCAGCCGUCUAAACACAGCACAGAGCCGGAGAUGAGCUUGAAUACUCACUGCACACAGCCUACACACCCCACACAGCCCACACUCCCCACACUCCCCACACUCCCCACACAGCCCACACUCCCCACACAGCCCGCCUUAAUCACUGCUGCAAUGAAUUCUGAGGAAAGUGGGCAGGACGGUCAGACGGAAGCGACCAAUCAGGUAGCACCGAUGGCGCACGUGUCAUCGUUGGAUAUGACCAAUGACGAGGACCUUCCCACUGACCCGAGCAACUCUUCAGAUACGCAGGAAGAGAGUGAGGUGGAGUCGUUCAGUGGUGAUCUGCGAGGGCGACUCCACAUUAACACGGUGGUGAGGAUGAGUGUGGACAAACUACAUGAGCUGCUUUUCUCCGACACACACUUCCUGCAGCACCUCUUCACCCAGCGCAACUUCACCGAUCUGUCAGUACAGGAUUGGCAGAAAGAAAGCAGCAGUGGGAUCAGCACUCGAGUUUUGAGUUACACAAUCGCCAUUAACAACCCCCUCGGCCCUAAAACAGCCCCUGUGGUGGAAACACAGACUCUCCAUAAGAGCAGUUCUCGAGGUGUGUGUUACGUGGUGGACUCGGAGGUGAUCACGUCAGGAAUCCCGUACCAGGAUUACUUCUACACCGUACACAGAUACUGUCUCACAUCUGUCAGCACGCAGAAGAGCCGCCUCAGGGUCUCAUCAGAUAUCUGCUACAGGAAGCAGCCAUGGAGUCUGGUGAAGGCUCUGAUAGAGAAAAACACCUGGAGUGGCAUAGAGGAGUAUUUCAGACACAUGGAGGCGGAGGUCUGCAAGUUAGAGACUCUGCUCCAGUCCGAGGUGUCGGUGGUGUGUGUAGGAGAAUCAGAAAUGGUGAAAGCUCCUUCUACACUGCGCAGGCGCAAACACACCAGCCUUAAACGUGCAGAGGGGGCGGGGCAUGGAGGCGGCACUGGGGAGAAAGUGGGUGUGGCUCAGAGGGAACGCAGAGAUACAGGUGCACAGUACCUGAAGGUGGGUGAGAGGUGGCAUGGCUCUGCAAACAACAACAGCAUCACCCUCCUGCUCAUCAUCAGUUUCAUGAUCUGUAUCAGUCUGGUGGUUCUGGUGGCUCUGAACAUGAUGCUGUUUUAUAAGCUGUGGGCUCUGGAGCGAGCCGCUCACACACUGGAGACAUGGCACUCUUAUUCACUAUCAGACAGUCCUCUCCCACAGUCGUCCUCUGAGUGGAUGAAGGUUCUACAGUUACAGCGUCAGUUCCAUCAGGCACAACUGAACAAGUGGCAGCAGAUCUUACACUCCUCAGUCACUCUGCUUGACCAGAUGAAACAGUCUCUGGAGAAUUUACACAGAGGAAUCAUCCGAACUGAGGAAAAGGAACCUACUGCUUCUCCUUCAUCUGAUCCUCCAACACCUCUCCCUACAGACACACUGACCGAGCAGUGACACACACACACACACACACACACACACACACACACAUUUCUUUGUUCUCUGAUCAGUGGACUGUGAUCACGUCAUUGGGUAAAAUUACCCAAAAUGCUCAGCCCCUCCCACUGUGACUAACUGUGAAUGCAUCGCUGCCUAACUUUACACCCUACACCCCACACUUUACACCCUACACCCUGAACUUUACACCCUGCACCCUAAACUUUACACCCUACACCCCACACUUUACAUCCUACACCCUUAAUCCUACACCCUAAACUUUAUACCCUACACCCUGAAUUUUACACUCUACACCCUUAAUCCUGCACCCUAAACUUUACACCCUACACCCUGAAUUUUACACCCUGCACCCUAAACUUUACACCCUACACCCCACACUUUACACCCUACACCCUGAACUUUACACCCUGCACCCUAAACUUUACACCCUACACCCCACACUUUACACCCUACACCCUUAAUCCUGCACCCUGAACUUUACACCCUGCACCCUGAACUUUACACCCUGCACCCUAAACUUUACACCCUACACCCCACACUUUACACCCUACACCCUUAAUCCUGCACCCCACACUUUACACCCUACACCCUGAACUUUACACCCUGCACCCUUAACCUUUCACCCUAAGCUUUACACCCUACACCCUGAACUUUACACCCUGCACCCUUAAUCCUGCACCCUAAACUUUACACCCUACACUCUACACCCUUAACCUUGUGCCCUAAACUUUACACCCUACUCCCCACACUUUACACUCUGCACCCUAAACCGUACAGCUUACACAUUAACCCUUCACUCUACCACUCAUUCCCUACUCCCUAAAGCAAUAAAUCAGUGGUGGUUUGGGACAAAUUACUAUGAAUCAAGUAAUAUUCAAAAUGGGACACGACCACCACUGAGUCACUGUUACACAAAUGUGUGUGUGUGUGUGUGUGUGUGUUCUUCUCUUUUUCUCUUUUUCUGGCUCUUUAUUUCUACAUCUCUCCACACACACACACACACACACACACACGAACACAGUUUUAAACGGAAGAGGCGGGCCCUCGUUCUCCGGAGUCUUGUUUUUGUGGGGUCAGAGGUCACAGGCCCUGCCCACUCCUCCUCACGCUCAGACUGAUGUUCAGCAUCUCGUCAUCAUGUCAGGAUUACCCAGAAUGCUCUGCUGCGUCACGCUUCAGUUCUCCUGCUGAGCGAUUCUAAACUUGAGACCCAUCCAGUAUUUAUUUCUCCUACUUGAGUGUGUGUAUGUAUGUGUGUGUGUGUGUGUGUGUGUGUGUGUGUGUGUGUGUGUGUGUAUGUAAGUGACCGGACGCAGGAUAACGACCGUGUCAGCAAUAAUCCUGAUGAGAAAGUGUGUGUGUGUGUGUGUGUGUGUGUGUGUGUGUGUGUGUGUGUGUGUG
Messenger RNA from Silurus meridionalis, 4984 nucleotides. RefSeq names its product GRAM domain containing 1A (gene gramd1a). Gene Ontology annotation, molecular function: sterol transfer activity; sterol binding. The transcript has 20 exons. The record is from RefSeq and is a predicted model, not a curated record. Lineage: Eukaryota; Metazoa; Chordata; Actinopteri; Siluriformes; Siluridae. Gene Ontology annotation, cellular component: endoplasmic reticulum membrane; plasma membrane; endoplasmic reticulum-plasma membrane contact site. Bases 1178 to 3580 code for a protein of 800 amino acids. Gene Ontology annotation, biological process: intracellular sterol transport.